This is a messenger RNA of Suncus etruscus (white-toothed pygmy shrew), 1446 nucleotides long. It is a transcript of the gene IFT38, whose product is annotated as clusterin associated protein 1. Gene Ontology annotation, biological process: cilium assembly. The transcript is spliced from 13 exons. Gene Ontology annotation, cellular component: intraciliary transport particle B; centrosome; cilium. The record is from RefSeq and is a predicted model, not a curated record. Lineage: Eukaryota; Metazoa; Chordata; Mammalia; Eulipotyphla; Soricidae. The coding region runs from base 42 to 1337 and encodes 431 amino acids.
AUGCGCCGAGGACCGAGGCUCCGGCUGCGGGACCCGGCGCCAUGUCUUUCCGCGACCUCCGCAACUUUACGGAGAUGAUGAGAGCCCUGGGAUAUCCUCGACAUAUUUCUAUGGAAAAUUUCCGCACACCAAAUUUUGGGCUUGUUUCUGAAGUGCUGCUCUGGCUUGUGAAAAGGUACGAGCCGCAGACGGACAUCCCUUCUGAUGUUGAGACGGAGCAAGACCGAGUUUUCUUCAUUAAGGCCAUUGCUCAGUUUAUGGCCACCAAGGCACAUAUCAAACUCAAUACUAAGAAACUGUAUCAAGCUGAUGGCUAUGCGGUGAAAGAGCUUCUGAAAGUCACCUCUGUCCUGUACAAUGCCAUGAAGAGCAAAGGAGUGCCAGGCUCUGGCCUUGGAGAGGAAGAUAUCAGCAAAUUCAAGUUUGACCUGGGCUCAAAGAUCGCAGAUUUGAAAGCCGCCCGGCAGCUUGCGUCUGAAAUCACGUCCAAGGGAGCAUCUCUGUACGACCUCCUGGGCAAGGAAGUUGAGCUGAGGGAAUUGAGAACAGAAGCAAUCGCUAGACCUCUAGAAAUAAAUGAAACUGAAAAGGUGAUGAGAAUUGCAAUCAAAGAUAUUUUGGCACAAGUUCAAAAGACAAAAGACCUGCUCAACAAUGUGGCCUCGGAUGAAGCCAACUUAGAAGCCAAAAUUGAAAAGAAGAAACUAGAGCUAGAGAGAAAUCGGAAACGGCUCCAGACACUGCAAAGUGUCAGGCCAGCCUUUAUGGAUGAAUAUGAGAAGAUCGAGGAGGAGUUGCAAAAGCAGUAUGACAUUUAUCUGGAGAAGUUUCGCAAUUUGACUUAUCUGGAACAGCAGCUUGAGGAUCACCACAGGUUGGAGCAGGAGAGGUUCGAGGAAGCUGAAAACACUCUCCGUUUGAUGCAGAACAAGCUUAAGGAAGAGGAGAAGCGUCUUCUCAAGAGUGGAAGUAACGACGACUCAGACACUGACGCCCAAGAGAAUGAUGAAUCUGACAGUGAGCUGGAAGAGAGGCGGCUGUCCAAGCCACGGACGGCUAUGGAGAUGUUCAUGCAAGGAAGAACUAACAAGCACGUCGUGGGCACUAUGCAGGGUGGAGACUCGGAUGAUGAUGCGGGAGCAGAACCAGCUCUCUUAGGUAAAUCCAAGAGUUCCGGCUCCAACAAGCAGGAAGAGUUGGAGGACAGUGAAAUUGACAUGGAAGAUGAAGAUGAAGAUGAUGAUUUGGAAGAUGAAAGCAUUGUUAUCACCCCAUCGAAGCCCAGUCGAAGGGUCCAGAAGCCUGAGCCCCUGGAUGAGAGUGACAAUGACUUCUGAUUCAAACCCUCCCCUCAGAUAUAUAGGUAAAAGGGACCCAUAGGAGGUUAGGAAGAAAGUGUUUUGUUGAUGGAGCCAGCCAGACUCAAUGAAGUGAUUUCUCCUUCAA